GGCGCCACACCGCGACGCGGCCACCACGCACGCAGGCGCAGCCGGGCGGACGGACGGACGCGGCCGCGCUACGGACAAAAGCCUCCCUCUCCUCUCCCCCCGGUCCAGCGAGCGAGAGACCGGCACCCAACGGGACCAGGCACGUCCGUGCGUUCCUCCUCAUGGUCUCCACGAACCCGCCGCCGCCGCCGGCGCUGUCCGACGCGGCGGCGGGCGACGACGCCAGCAAGAAGGUGCGGAAGCCCUACACCAUCACCAAGUCGCGCGAGAGCUGGACGGAGCAGGAGCACGACAAGUUCCUCGAGGCGCUGCAGCUCUUUGAUCGUGACUGGAAAAAGAUAGAAGCUUUUGUUGGUUCGAAGACUGUCAUCCAGAUAAGGAGCCAUGCACAGAAGUACUUUCUGAAGGUUCAGAAAAAUGGAACCAGCGAACAUGUCCCACCUCCGCGACCAAAGCGUAAAGCUGCUCACCCAUACCCUCAGAAGGCCUCCAAAAAUGAGCCAGGAUAUGCCUUGAAGACAGAUCCAUCUGCCAUGCUUAGAAACUCAGGAAUGAAUGUUGCUGUUUCUUCAUGGACCCACAAUUCUAUCCCACCAGUUGUCGCCUCAUCUUUCAUGAAAGAAGAUUUAGGUGCUGGGUCUAUGGGUCCAAACAUUUUUUGCUCAAGCAGUAGUGAAGGCCCUCCAAGGGCAUGGCAAUCUGGUGAAACCAAUGACCAGAUAAAUCAAGUUCCAUCACUCCGCAUUAUGCCAGAUUUUGCACAAGUAUACAGCUUCUUAGGCAGCGUUUUCGAUCCAAACACAAAGGGCCAUUUGCAGAAACUGAAGGAGAUGAAUCCAAUUGAUGUUGAAACGGCACUGUUGUUGAUGAGAAAUCUCUCCAUCAACUUGACUAGUCCUGAUUUUGAAGAUCAAGGUUUGCCCAAUUGCCAUGGUUUCUGCCUUUCUGAGGAAGUUGCUGUCUUCGUACAAUUCUACCUCUGAUGGGCUUGAACUAGGGAGCUCUAGAAGCUCACUUCUUACGGAUAGUGCAUUGAGCCUUUUUUGAUAGUUCAUGAUUAAAGGAAGAAGGUGCUGCCUAUAGUUUCAGUUCGAUCUCUGAAUAGGGGUUUUCCCUGGAGCACCCAUGAAGGCGCUUGCACCAUUGUAUUUCUAGCUAGCUUCGAACCGUAGAAUGUGUAAGGGUGCAACCAUGUACAGUAGGCUUCCAUAAGGUGAGAUCUGUCUAUAGCCUGAUGUGUAUAUAUCUUCGCCCCGAAGCGUGUAUCUUUCCUCCCCCGAUACCUUGGCGCGGAUGUUGCUUCAGUCAAGGCCUGAAAGUGCCGUUCUUAGUGAUGGUAAAUGGAAAGGAAAUUUUGAGUAAUGCUGAUUACUCCCUUUUCCCUCCAUUGAGUUCAGUCGGUGAUGUCGCUUUUGUUUCCGUGUCUGGCAAGAUACUGUCCCGUGUGACCAUGACAUAGCAUAAUACUCCAUCUGUUGUCUGUUGAGAAUUGCUUUCAGUUGAGGUUAUCACAAGCAAUUCAGUUGGGUGUUAUGAUAAACGCGGCUUAUUUUCUGCA
Molecule: messenger RNA, 1558 nt
Organism: Hordeum vulgare subsp. vulgare (domesticated barley)
Lineage: Eukaryota; Viridiplantae; Streptophyta; Magnoliopsida; Poales; Poaceae
Product: protein REVEILLE 6-like
Exons: 10
Coding region: 162-983 (273 amino acids)
Molecular function (GO): DNA binding
Source: RefSeq, a predicted model, not a curated record